AUGCAGUCCAUAUUACCCACAAGGAAGUCACUUAAGGAUGCAGACAACUCUUACAGACACUGCUUUAACAGGUCCUUCUACGUUCUGGCUACUGCAGAAUUCCUUUUGGUGAAAGAAAACAUUAACAUGGGGAAGACCAAUCAAUCUUCUGUGACAGAAUUUGUCCUAUUGGGGCUUUCUGGCUACCCAAAGCUUGAGGCCAUUUACUUUGUUUUGAUCCUGUGUAUGUACCUGGUGAUCCUACUGGGAAAUGGAGUCAUCAUAAUCGUAAGUGUCUAUGACUCCCACCUGCACACCCCCAUGUACUUUUUCCUCAGUAACUUAUCAUUCUUGGACAUUUGCUACACCAGUUCUUCUAUUCCCCUAUUUCUCAGCAGCUUAACUUCAAAGAAAACCAUUUCCUUCUCUGGAUGUGGAGUGCAAAUGUUUCUCUCCUUAGCUCUGGGAACCACAGAGUGUGUCCUUCUCAGCAUGAUGGCAUUUGACCGCUAUGUGGCUAUAUGCUUCCCUCUGAGAUACCCCAUCAUUAUGAGCAAGACUUCCUAUGUACCCAUGGUUGCUGGGUGCUGGAUUGCAGGGGGUGUCAAUUCUGUGUUGCAAACCUCCUUUGCCAUGCAGCUUCCUUUCUGUGGGAAUAAUGUCAUUAAUCAUUUUACUUGUGAAAUCUUAGCUGUCUUAAAAUUGGCCUGUGCUGAUAUCUCUAUAAACGUUAUUUGCAUGGCUGUUGCUUAUAUGAUUUUUCUUGUUGUCCCAGUACUUUUCAUUUUUGUUUCUUAUGUUUUGAUUAUGUCCACCAUCCUGAGAAUUCCUUCUGCAGAGGGAAGGCGCAAAGCCUUCUCCACCUGCUCUGCCCACCUAACAGUGGUGAUUAUAUUCUAUGGAACCGUCUUCUUCAUGUAUGCAAAACCCAAGGCUAAAGACUCUUCCAGUGCAGACAAAGGAUACAUCACAGACAAAAUCAUCUCUCUCUUCUAUGGAGUUGUGACACCCAUGCUCAAUCCUCUCAUCUAUAGUUUGAGGAACAGAGAUGUGAAGGCAGCUGUGAAGAAUAUGUGUCAGAAAUGCUCCUCACAGGGAACGUGA
Myotis myotis is the source of this 1083-nucleotide messenger RNA. Its product is annotated as olfactory receptor 13C7-like. Gene Ontology annotation, biological process: G protein-coupled receptor signaling pathway. The transcript is spliced from 2 exons. The record is from RefSeq and is a predicted model, not a curated record. Gene Ontology annotation, cellular component: membrane. NCBI's taxonomy places the organism in Eukaryota, Metazoa, Chordata, Mammalia, Chiroptera, Vespertilionidae. Gene Ontology annotation, molecular function: G protein-coupled receptor activity; olfactory receptor activity. Bases 1 to 1083 code for a protein of 360 amino acids.